Messenger RNA from Quercus robur (English oak), 2167 nucleotides. RefSeq names its product glucose-6-phosphate 1-dehydrogenase, chloroplastic-like. Gene Ontology annotation, molecular function: glucose-6-phosphate dehydrogenase activity; NADP binding. The record is from RefSeq and is a predicted model, not a curated record. NCBI's taxonomy places the organism in Eukaryota, Viridiplantae, Streptophyta, Magnoliopsida, Fagales, Fagaceae. Bases 136 to 1899 code for a protein of 587 amino acids. Gene Ontology annotation, cellular component: chloroplast stroma. Gene Ontology annotation, biological process: glucose metabolic process; pentose-phosphate shunt, oxidative branch. The transcript is spliced from 10 exons.
GUUUGUUUUUUUUACAAUUUAGAAAGGCUAUUAUAUAAGAUCAAGAUUUAUCUUGGCAUUUCUUGGAUCAAGAUUCCAUGAUCGAUAUGGUUUAAUUUAUCAAGAAACAACUCUUAAGCUUUUUCUUUGUCUACCAUGGCAAUACGCUUAAGUGCUUGUUCUUCUUCCUCAGCCACCUUUAUUGCACCCUCCUCAUUCUGUCAUGAGACUGAGACUAUACUAAAAAGAAAGAAUUUUGGAAUCUGGGUUUGUCAGAACAAUUCAAAUUUUCAUGAAAACAAGCGGUUUGAGCUGAAAGCUUCAAACGUGCAACCACUAAAGGCUGUUUCUUUGCAGGCUGGUGCACCUGCGAAUUCUCUAGCUACAGAACGUGUUGUGAAUCCAGUGCAAGAACACUACAUUCCUUUCUUAGAAACAGUGAAAGAAGAGUCUACUCUCAGCAUUGUUGUUGUUGGGGCUUCAGGGGAUCUUGCUAGGAGGAAGAUCUUCCCUGCACUAUUUGCUCUUUUUAAUGAAGAUCGUUUGCCUGAGAAUUUUACAAUUUUUGGUUAUGCACGGAGUAUAAUGACUGAUGAGGAGCUGAGGAAUAUGAUCAGCAAAACUCUGACUUGCAGAGUUGACAAGAGGGAAAAUUGUAAUGAGAAGAUGGAUGCAUUCUUAAAACGGUGUUUUUACCAAUCCGGUCAAUAUAGUUCUGAGGAGCAUUUCUUGGAAUUAAACAACAAGCUGAAAGGAAAAGAGGCUGGAAGACUUUCGAAUAGGUUGUUUUACUUAGCAAUUCCACCAAACAUGUUCGUGGAUGUGGCAAGAUGCGCCAAACAUCGUGCUUCUUCAGAAAAUGGGUGGACUCGAGUCAUUGUUGAAAAGCCAUUUGGUCGUGACACAGAGUCAUCCAGGGAGCUGACCAGAGGCUUAAAACAAUAUUUAAGUGAGGACCAAAUAUUCAGAAUUGACCAUCACUUGGGCGAGGAGCUAGUGGAAAAUCUCUUGGUGCUUCGCUUUUCAAAUCUAGUUUUUCAGCCUUUAUGGUCAAGAAACUACAUUCGCAAUGUACAGCUGAUUUUUUCUGAAGAUUUUGGGACAGAGGGACGAGGCAGGUACUUUGAUAACUAUGGUAUCAUCCGGGAUAUAAUGCAAAACCAUCUCCUACAAAUACUUGCACUAUUUGCAAUGGACACACCUGUCAGCUUAGAUGCGGAGGACAUUAGGAAUGAGAAGGUUAAGGUUUUACGAUCUGUGAAGCCAGUUCAGCUGGAAGAUGUGGUUAUAGGUCAAUAUAAGGGUGAUUGUGAUGGCAAUACAUCAUAUCCUUCCUAUACUGAUGACAUGACUGUAUCAAACAAUAGCCUUACACCAACAUUUGCAGCAGCCACUCUCUUUAUCAAUAAUGCUCAAUGGGAUGGGGUUCCAUUCCUGAUGAUAGCUGGGAAGGCUCUCCAUUCAAAGCGAACAGAAAUCAGAGUUCAAUUCAGGCAUGUUCCAGGUAACUUGUACAAUCACAAGUCUGGAACUGAUUUAGAUAAUGCUACAAAUGAGCUUGUGAUUCGCAUACAACCUGAUGAAGCUAUAUAUCUGAAGAUCAACAAUAAGGUCCCCGGUCUUGGAAUGAGAUUGGAUCGUAGUGAACUUAACCUGCUUUAUAAAGCCAGGUAUCCAAGAGAAAUAUCAGAUGCAUAUGAGAGGCUGCUCAUCGAUGCAAUAGAAGGGGAGCGACGGUUGUUCAUUAGAAGUGAUGAACUAGAUGCAGCUUGGCAAGUACUCACACCAUUGUUGAAGGAAUUAGAAGAGAAGAAGGUUGCUCCAGAGCUCUACACAUAUGGUAGUGGAGGGCCAGUUGGAGUGCAUUAUCUUGCUGCACAGCACAAUAUUCGCUGGGGUGAUUUUGGUUACGAGGAUUAAUCAAUAGAUGGGGUCUUUAGCAUGCGAGGAUUAGUAUUUUGAUGAUGAUGAUGAUGAUGAUGAUGAUGAUAAUUGUUCAAAAGUAUUCAAAACUCAUUUCUUUCAUAUAUAUAUAUAUAUAUAUAUUUUCUAUGUAUAAUGUGUCGGUCUCAGUUAAUUUAUAAUGUACAAAUUAAAUAAAGGGAAUGUAAGUUUGGAUUCUGCAACAUGUAUAUGUACAAGUAACAAACAAUUGUAAUAAAAUGAAAUUCAUGAAUUAGUAUUAUCA